AUGCCGUACUCGCCUGCCAUGAUUGCUCAUCGCCGGAUACCCAUGCGAGGGGUCCAAUGGCAAAUGAGGCGUUCGUUGCACGCUGGACGUAGCACCCGCCUCACUUCGGUACACCCUUGGGCAUCUAUCAAACGCAAGGUGCCAUUAUGGACCAGCCACUCUCAAGUCCUGGUGGCUGGGAGAAGCUGUCGUUGCAUCCACAUCCCGCCAGUGCUCCUCCCGCCGGUGGUCUUUACCGGCCUGCUGGUGGGGUUGUGGAUUUGGAAAUGCGUGAUGAUGGUGGUCUUCCAGAACAAGAUCAUCUACAUGCCAGGGCUGCCGCCAAGCUCCCGCCGUGAGCGGAUCGCGGACUGGGCCAGCAUGUGUGGUGGCAUCGAGUGGACCGAAGAGAGGACGGCGGCUGCCGAUGGGACAGAGCUUGCUCUCGCUGUGGCGACCGUUCCUUUACCAAGAGGAAGACGUCCGGUCGCGGCAGUGUCGGAACCUGCCGCCGCUCAUGUCUAUGUCCUCUACUUUCAGGAGGGUACUGGACCUCACGUGGCCGCCCCUCAGAGCCCGGUCUUCGGCUCGACGCCGAGGCGGGCUGUGCGGUGGAUCGCCGAGCACCACGAACGAGUCUUCGGGAGCGUCGGGACCACUCGCCCCAUUUUGCUGGUUUGGGGUCAGAGCAUCGGAGCAGGGGUCGCAACGAACCUCGCUGCGACUGGCCGGGUUCCUUCCAACAUGCCGAUCCGAGGCCUCCUCCUCGAAACCCCCUUUGUGUCAAUCAGGGCCAUGCUGGAAACCCUGUAUCCCCAGAAGUGGUUACCGUACAAGUACCUGUGGCCGUUUCUCCGAAACCAUUUGGAUAGUUGGGGGAACCUGGGCCUGAUCGCCCAGGUCUCAAAGGUAAACGGGAGCGGGGCUCCUAUGGUGUUUAUUCUCGAAGCGGAUAGGGACGAGCUCGUCCCAAAGGAACAGAGCGACCAUCUUUAUCAGAGGUGCGUGGAUCUCGGUUUGCCCGUUGAGAAGGGUAGUGUGCCAGUGGCAUACCACCAACAGGCAAUAGCUCGAGGGGAUGGGAAAAAGCUGGCUGCCCAGGCCGUCCUGAAAUUGGCACAAAAUGCGCGAGACAACGGUUGA
Molecule: messenger RNA, 1122 nt
Organism: Chaetomium globosum CBS 148.51
Lineage: Eukaryota; Fungi; Ascomycota; Sordariomycetes; Sordariales; Chaetomiaceae
Exons: 3
Coding region: 1-1122 (373 amino acids)
Cellular component (GO): membrane
Molecular function (GO): palmitoyl-(protein) hydrolase activity
Source: RefSeq, a predicted model, not a curated record